Molecule: messenger RNA, 783 nt
Organism: Chondrus crispus (carragheen)
Lineage: Eukaryota; Rhodophyta; Florideophyceae; Gigartinales; Gigartinaceae
Product: mitochondrial F-type ATPase F1 subunit gamma, precursor
Exons: 1
Coding region: 1-783 (260 amino acids)
Biological process (GO): proton motive force-driven ATP synthesis
Molecular function (GO): proton-transporting ATP synthase activity, rotational mechanism
Source: RefSeq, a predicted model, not a curated record
AUGGUUGCCGCUGCGAAGCUGCGAUCCGUCCAAACUCUCCAAGAGAACUCACGCCCGUUCGCGAUUGGCCUCCAGGAUUUCUUCAAAACCAUGGACGAGGUUGAGGCCGCCACUAAGCCAGAUGCUAGUGAUGAGGCCAGCGGGUCCAAGUCGCGUUUUGUCAUUGCCGUCACGUCCGAUCGCGGCCUUUGCGGCGGUGUCAAUUCUUCAAUUGUCAAAAAAGUUAAGGCGAUGAUUGGCGAAGCUCCUGAUGUUAACCAUGCUAUCAUGCUCCUGGGCGACAAAGGUCGCGACGGCCUCUCUCGCGUUCACGGAAAAAGCAUCAUUUUGUCGUUCAAGGAUGUCUUCAAGGUUCCUGUUUCCUUUCCACAAGUUUGCCUCAUUGCGGAGGACAUUUUGAGUCGCGAUUACGAUGAAAUUGUCCUUGUCUACAACGAGUACAUUUCCGUCAUUUCUCAGGAAGUCAUCCAGAAGCCGAUCGUCGGGCUCAAGGCUCUCAUGGAAUCAGCCGAGGCUUUCGACGAAUACGAAUUCGAUUCCGACAUGGACUCUGCACAGGUUCUCGUUGAUUUGUUCGAGUUUCAGCUGGCCACCCAGAUUUUCAACGCGUUGCUCGAGAACGCCACCUCCGAGCAGGCCGCCCGUAUGUCUGCCAUGGACAGCGCCUCACGAAAUGCCUCGGACAUGCUUCAAACAUUGACUCUGUCCUACAAUCGCCAACGCCAGGCCGCAAUCACCCAAGAGCUCAGCGAGAUCACUUCAGGUGCCGCCGCUCUCGAGUAG